Hylaeus anthracinus is the source of this 1877-nucleotide messenger RNA. It is a transcript of the gene Hao, whose product is annotated as 2-Hydroxyacid oxidase 1. NCBI's taxonomy places the organism in Eukaryota, Metazoa, Arthropoda, Insecta, Hymenoptera, Colletidae. The transcript has 8 exons. The record is from RefSeq and is a predicted model, not a curated record. Gene Ontology annotation, molecular function: FMN binding; oxidoreductase activity. The coding region runs from base 610 to 1710 and encodes 366 amino acids.
AAAAAUUCCAUAGAUAAAUAAUUAAAUUCUCAUCCAGUCAGCAGACGGAGUUACGUAAACGUUUACACGAGUAAUUCAGCCGACAAUUUAGAUAAGUUUUAUGAACUUGAUCUUGAAUUAUGCGUUUCCGAAAAAAGGAGACUCAACAACGACUAUAUUGUUCUUUCAGCGUUUGCGUUUUUAAAUUACGCUAUCGCGACGAGUUCUCGGGGUAUAAAGAGAACGAUUCAUCCGAGAAAAAGCCACCACUCAUCUUUCAUUAAUUCCACGGAAAUAAAUAGGGAUAAUAUCAAGCCAAGCAGAACAAACAAUUUUAUCAGCAAUAUUAGUGGGCACGCUCCGAUUGAAGGGUUAUCGGCACUAUUCCGCAUCGGUGGCAAUCGUUUGCCAAUAGUCUGACCCACUGUGUAACCACUGAUUUUAUUGAAACGUACGUCUACGACGAAAUUCUGACUUGAUUACUUCAGUGUCAUGUCGAACUGUACAGAGAUCUCGAUUUGAAUUCAACAUCUCGAUCGUUGUGCACGCAAGUUAAAUAGUUUUAAUUCGUGUUAAAUUGGUUUCAUGUGCUGUAAAUAAUUCGAAACUACGUUUCCUCUUCAAGAAAAUAUGGCUGAAUUCGUUUGCAUAGAAGACUACAAGACGUACGCCCAAAGACACUUGUCACGCUCUGUCAGGGACUAUUAUAAUUCUGGAGCUGGAGAAGAAUACAGUUUAAAACUGAACAUCGAGGCAUUCAGGAAAUUCAGGAUACGGCCCCGGUUUUUAAGGGAUGUGUCCAAGAGGGAAAUAAGUACCGUCGUUUUAGGUGAAAGGAUCUCGAUGCCAUUAGGAGUAGCGCCGUCGGCAAUGCAACGUAUGGCACACCCUGAUGGUGAAUGUGCGAACGUAAGAGCCGCCGAAGCAGCAGGCACGAUCUACACGUUAUCAACGAUAUCAACAAGUAGCAUCGAAGAAGUGGCUGAAGCAGCGCCAAAAGGAAUAAAAUGGUUUCAACUCUACAUAUAUAAAGAUCGUAAUGUUACUUCAAAUUUAAUCAAACGAGCAGAACGUGCCGGCUUCAAAGCACUCGUCCUUACCAUCGAUGCACCGAUGUUUGGCGAUAGGCGAGCCGAUUUUAGAAACAAAUUUGUACUUCCAAGUCAUCUGAGAUUAAAAAAUUUUGAUGGAGAAUUGUCAAAUAAAGUAAAUUCUGCGCAGGAUGGCUCUGGGUUGAACGAGUAUGUUACAAAUAUGUUCGAUGCCUCUUUAUCGUGGGAGGAUGUCAAAUGGGUUAAGAGUAUUACAAAGUUGCCAAUCGUUUUAAAAGGAAUUCUAACACCGGAAGAUGCACUUUUAGCUAUCGAAAGUGGAGUAGACGCAAUUGUUGUUUCAAAUCACGGCGCCCGACAAGUCGAUGGUAUUCCGGCAUCGAUCGAAGCGUUGCCAGAAAUAGUCAAAGCAGUGAACAGGAAAAUAGAAGUUUACAUGGAUGGAGGUAUCAGGCAAGGAAUCGAUGUAUUUAAGGCGCUCGCUCUGGGUGCAAAAAUGGUAUUCAUUGGUAGACCUAUAUUGUGGGGUUUAUCUCAUUCGGGGGAAAAAGGUGCGAGGCACAUUCUAGAAAUUUUUAGAAAAGAAAUAGAUUUGGCAUUUGCAUUGACAGGCUGUAGAUCGGUUAAAGAUGUGACGCAGGAUAUGGUGAAGCAUGAAUCUUACUACAGUAGGCUGUAAUAAAAGAAUGUAAUAUUAACGAAAUUUAAUCAUAAUAAAAUAGAUCGAAAAGUAAUGGUCGUUUCAAAAUCAUUUUAUAAAAAGUAAACAAUCUAUGUAAACAACUCAUUUAUAUAUCUUCUUAUUAAUUGUAUAUAUAUAUUAUAAAUAAAAAAACAAAUAGGCUA